AUGUGCUCCCAUGGCUGCCAGAUCUUACCACAGAUGCACGGCAAAGGAGGCCAGUGUUGGGAGUCAGGCUGGAUUCAUACGGGUAUACAACUGGAAGGGCUGGCUAGCAGUGUGACAGUGGCAGUGAAGGCCAGCAAAGUGAGUCCAAGUAGGAGCAUGCAGGUAUGCAGCAGAGGUGGGACAGCUGUAGGUAUCCCUCAGAUCUCUGCCCUCACCGUGUCUGUAUCCCAGCUGUCUGCCCACCUGGCAGUACAGUGCUACUACGCUUCAUCAAAAACUUGGGAUUUGGAUCCAAGUCACAACUAUAUAUUUGGGUUUCACCCCCACGGAGUGCUUGUUGCUGGAGCCUUUGGAAAUUUUUGUACGAAUCAUUCAGACUUCGAGGAGCUGUUUCCUGGCUUCACUGUGUAUCUUCACGGCAUAGAAAUCCAUAGUGCAGAUCCUGAUUUCACUGUCUGGAUCAAAAAGUGUCAAGAGGCUCAGAAUGGAUCACAGCCUGAGGUGUCUGAUUCUUAAAGGACUCAUCAGUCAAAAAUCAAGUAUGACUGGUAUCAAACAGAAUCUCAAGUAAUCAUUACACUUAUGAUCAAGAAUGUUCAGAAGAAUAAUGUAAAUGUGGAAUUUUCAGAAAAAGAGUUGUCUGCUUUGGUGAAACUUCCUUCUGGAGAGGAUUACAAUUUGAAACUGAGACUUCUUCAUCCUAUAAUACCAGAACAGAGCACAUUUAAAGUACUUUCGACAAAGAUUGAAAUUAAAAUGAAAAAGACAGAGGCUGUGAGAUGGGAAAAGCUAGAGGGGCAAGGAGAUGUGCCUAAACCAAAACAGUUCAUAGCAGAUGUAAAGAACUUAUAUCCAUCGUCAUCUCAUUAUACAAGAAAUUGGGAUAAAUUGGUUGGUGAGAUCAAAGAAGAAGAAAAAAAUGAGAAGUUGGAGGUAGAUGCAGCUUUAAACAAAUUAUUUCAGCAGAUCUAUUCAGAUGGUUCUGAUGAAGUGAAACGUGCCAUGAACAAAUCAUUUAUGGAGUCUGGUGGUACAGUUUUGAGUACCAACUGGUCUGAUGUAGGUAAAAGGAAAGUUGAAAUCAACCCUCCUGAUGAUAUGGACUGGAAAAAGUACUAAAUAAAUUAAUUUGCUAUCACUGUA
Molecule: messenger RNA, 1143 nt
Organism: Canis lupus familiaris (dog)
Lineage: Eukaryota; Metazoa; Chordata; Mammalia; Carnivora; Canidae
Product: protein SGT1 homolog
Exons: 4
Biological process (GO): protein stabilization
Molecular function (GO): protein-folding chaperone binding
Source: RefSeq, a predicted model, not a curated record